Tilletiopsis washingtonensis is the source of this 1155-nucleotide messenger RNA. RefSeq lists its product as hypothetical. Bases 1 to 1155 code for a protein of 384 amino acids. The transcript is spliced from 4 exons. NCBI's taxonomy places the organism in Eukaryota, Fungi, Basidiomycota, Exobasidiomycetes, Entylomatales. The record is from RefSeq and is a predicted model, not a curated record.
AUGUACGCGUGGGCGCGGCCAGCGUUGGGCGGGUCCUCGCUGCUGUCGGCAGUGACGAGCGUGCGGCUCGUCGGGCUCUGCGUGGGCGACGAGUGGCUGGGCAGCACGGGCGUGUCGAUGCUCUGCACGCUGUCCGGCACGCCGCUGAUGUGGCUGUCGCGAGCGUCGGACGCGGCAAAGGGACGCGUCGGCGCGCUGAGCUCGGCGAAGAGCGCAGCGUCGGAGACGGGCGAGGCCGCGGCGUGGGCGUCGGAGAAGGGCGAGGCGUCGGGCAGCACCGGCGAGCUGACGAUGGGCAGCGAGUACGGGUCCACAGACGAGCGGGCGGCCGAGGACGUCGAGGCCGAGCUGACGCUGCGCUGCAGAGCAGCUGCCUCUGCUGCAUCCGACUCCUCCUGCGCGGCGCUCGUGUGGCUCGUGAUGCUGCUAGGCCGGACGUUGGGCGCGGUGCUGUCGCCACCGACGAUCGAGUCCGAAAAGGCAGAGUUGCGAGCGGCUGCCUCGGUGCCCUCGGGGAUGUGGGCGAACUGGCCGGGGCUGAGGACGCGGGCGUCCGGCGAGUUGGUCGCGCUGAAGUCGACCCACUCUGCGCCGUCGGUGCCGGGCAGCACGUCGCCGGCAUCCGCACGGCGCAUGCCAGCCUGGGCGCCCUGCGACGAGAGGCCGGUGUGCUGGCGCGGGUCGAAUGGCGACGAAACCGUGCGCAUGUGUCCGCCCGACGCGGCCGCGCCGCCGCCAAGGAACUUCUCCUUCCACGAGCCGCCGGCGCCGCUGCUCUUCUCGUUGAGCGAGUCGGCACGCGACGCGCGGCGACGCAGGUACAGCACCACGGCGGCAGCGAUGACGAGCAUCGGCACGACGAUGGCAGCGGCAAUGCCGCCGGACGAGACGCCGUUGUGCUGCGAGCUGCUGCUCGUGUCGGCCGAAGCAGAGCCCAGACCGGCAGCGACGCUGGUCGACGCUGCAGCUGCUGCGCUGGCGCUGCUCAUCGCGGCGCUGCUGGCAACGAUGGAAGAGGCGAUCUCCGCCGCAGACGAGGUGAACGCGUCUGCAGACGACGAAGGAAGCGCGGCGACGGAGGAGUCGACGGGCGUGCUGCUGCUGGUGAAGAGCGUCGUGUCGACGCACGACGAGUCGCCCGAGUCUGUGACGUAG